GUACUGUCGUCAUUUAGUGUUUCCCGUCGGAAAAUCGAAGGCUGUGUAAGUUUAAACAGCCAUAUUGACUAACAAACAGUAUCUGGUCAGUUCAGAAUCGAUCAAACUUUGAUAAAUAUGGACCAAUCAGUGAUGGAUUGCGCCUCCCAAUAUUCGAAAUCUACUUUUAUACCAACAAUUGCACCCAAUGACCUGUCUGGAGUUAGGAUAUACAUUCUUCUGCUGCUGGGAAUCCUGUCGACGUCACCAAGCAACCCCUGCCACCACAAACAGGCGGACCGCCGCCCUCCUACGCUCAGACUAACCCUUCAGGCCAGCCACCCUCAGGGUACGUGCAAUCCCCAUAUCCUGGGCAACCUAUUCCUCAACAGCCAGCGGUCCAGUACGGGUAUCCAGCUACAAAUGUCAUUGUUACUCAACCAGAGAGCGUGCUGAGUAUUCCG
Molecule: messenger RNA, 443 nt
Organism: Pecten maximus
Lineage: Eukaryota; Metazoa; Mollusca; Bivalvia; Pectinida; Pectinidae
Product: proline-rich transmembrane protein 1-like
Cellular component (GO): membrane
Source: RefSeq, a predicted model, not a curated record